This is a messenger RNA of Branchiostoma floridae (Florida lancelet), 2555 nucleotides long. RefSeq names its product cytochrome P450 26B1-like. The coding region runs from base 251 to 1879 and encodes 542 amino acids. The transcript is spliced from 4 exons. The record is from RefSeq and is a predicted model, not a curated record. NCBI's taxonomy places the organism in Eukaryota, Metazoa, Chordata, Leptocardii, Amphioxiformes, Branchiostomatidae. Gene Ontology annotation, biological process: sterol metabolic process. Gene Ontology annotation, molecular function: iron ion binding; heme binding; monooxygenase activity.
GAUGACGUAAUCGGGCAGCCCCGUGUCGUCGAUCCAAACGAGCUGAACUCUGAAUGAACCACUUAUUAAUGACAUUUGCGUGCUUGACGGGGGAAUAAAUACGAGUGAGUGGUUCUCGAGCAGCCCAUUCUUGCCCAGCCUCUGUCCUACACGCAGAGGAGACUCUCCUGCUCCCGCCCGACCCCGGACCAGGCUCCCGUCAUAUCACAGCUUGUAACCACGCCACAAGACUCUCUCGUCGGUCGGCAAAAUGCUGGAGGAAGUUGUAGGGUAUCUUGUCUUCCCUGCCUUUCUAAUGGUCCUUUCCUGGAAACUCUGGGGGCGCUACGCCACUCCGUCGGACCCGGCCUGCGCCCUGCCUCUACCCGCGGGGACCACGGGCUUUCCGAUCAUCGGCGAAACUUUGUCCUUCAUAUUGGAGGGGGCAGAUUUCUCCAGGAAACGGCAUGCCCUGUACGGAGACAUCUUCAAAACCCACAUCCUGGGCCGCCCGACCAUCCGCGUCCGAGGCGCCGACAACGUGCGCAAGAUUCUCCGCGGAGAGAACGACAUCGUGGGCACCAUGUGGCCGGACAACUUCCGCAUGGUGCUGGGGACGGAGAACCUGGCCAUGUGCGGCAGCGGGCCACUCCACAGGCAGAGGAAGAAGAUCGUCAUGCGUGCCUUCCGCCAUGAUGCACUGGAGAUCUACACGGACAGCAUGCAGGCCAUGAUCGCGGACACCUUGCGGGGCUGGUGCAGGGGGCCCCAGCCGCUGGCAGUCUACCCCGCCGCUCGAGAGAUGAUGUUCCGACUCGCCAUAGCUGUUCUGGUCGGAUUCCAUCAAGAUGAGGAAGAGGCCAGGAGAGUUGGGUCACUUUUCAGGACCGCUGUGAAGAACAUCUUCUCCUUACCAUUGAACGUGCCAGGAAGCGCACUCAGAAAAGCUCUGCAGUGUCGCCAGGAAAUCGACGAAUGGCUGAAACGUCACAUCCACGAGAAGCAUGCGCAGAUCUGGAGCGGAGAGGUCCCGGAUGACGUGCUGUCCUUCAUCAUCAGCAGCGCGAAGGAGGAAGGGAAGGCUGUGGACCAACAGCAGCUGCUGGACACGGCCGUGGAGCUGCUGUUUGCCGGGCACGAGACCACGUCCAGCGCCGCCACCUCCCUCAUCAUGCACCUGGCGCUGCAGCCACAGGUGGUUCAGAAGGUGCAGGAGGACCUGGAGAAGCACGGGCUGCUGCAGCCGGACCAGCCUCUGAGUCUGGAGCAGGUCGGCAGGCUGACGUACGUGGGGCAGGUCGUCAAGGAGGUGCUCAGGAUCAGUCCACCUAUAGGGGGAGGCUUCAGGAAGGCUCUCAAGACAUUCGCGAUUGGCGGCUUCCAGGUUCCGGAAGGUUGGGCCGUCAUGUACAGCAUCAGAGACACGCACAGCGCGUCACAGCUCUUCUCGUCGCCGCAGCAGUUCGACCCGGACAGGUGGGCGGCUGCCGACAGCACGGCCAUCAGGUACGACUUCUUACCCUUCGGUGCCGGACCUCGCGCUUGUGCCGGGAAGGAGUUCGCCAAGCUGCAGCUGAAGUUGCUGUGCGUGGAGCUGGUGAGAAGCUGCCGCUGGGAGCUGGCGGACGGCAAGGUGCCAGAGAUGAAAUCAGUCCCUGUUCUUCAUCCCGCCAAUGGACUUCCGGUAAACCUUGUCUCUUUGGAUGACGUCACCGUCAAACGUGAGGAUGCAGACGGACUUGCUGCUCCCGCGCAUGCUCCGUUGAUGAACACCGACCUGGUCACGAGAAGUGACCCCUGUUUGACCUUGGACAAAAACGGGAACUUGUAUCCGACCAGCGAGCAAAACUCCCCGGACACUGUGACGGUGGUUGGACCGGACUUGUCCAACAUUGUCUAAAUGGAACUGGAAAAAAAGCCAGUCGAUUGUAGUAAUUAGUAAGCUAGCUGUCUAUCAACUUAUGCAUAUUGACAAACACACCCACACAUGUACACACGCAACCACCCAUAUGCACACACACACAUGCACGCACGCACCCACCUACAUGUACACGCACAAAUGCGCGUACCUUCACACACACAUACACACACACACGCACCAACACCCAGAGUUGUGUGUAAUCAGAAAACUUUGAAGCGAAACAUGAAACUGUUGAAAGGACGCAUGGCUUGUGGUCAACUUGCCAAACCUUGUAAAUAUGACCUUAUGUCUGUGCUGUUACGUUAUCAGGUUUGAUUACUUCAUCUAUAUGCAAGCAUCUAUGGUACAUGUACAACUUGUGAAUAUGGGAUUGUGCUUGUGGUCUAGCAAUGAUGACAAUCACUACCCCACUAAGACCAAUGCUUGUUUAAAACUUGAUGUAUGUCAUUAAAAGGUGGGACUUAAUUAAAUACCCAGUAUAUAGUUGCAUGCUGAUAUUUAUUUAUUAUAUACAGCACAGAACUAUUUAUUUUAUUACACCACUUAUUUAUAUGGAUCAUUUUUAUACGUUUAGUUGUGGAGCACUGUCUAUUUUUACGACAAUCAUACGUUAUAUGGCUAUAUAAUGCUAUAAUAAAGUUAUCAAUCUAUCAGA